Molecule: messenger RNA, 2646 nt
Organism: Fusarium sp. VM40
Lineage: Eukaryota; Fungi; Ascomycota; Sordariomycetes; Hypocreales; Nectriaceae
Source: the annotation of a GenBank genome assembly
AUGGAUUUGGACGACCAAGACACUGUACGAGCCUGUAAAAGGCCACGCCUGCACUCCCCGGCGCCAGACGUCGAUUAUGACAACAUCGGAGACUUUUUCUGGUCUAACUCCGAAUCGUUUCCUCAGCUCACGUGCGACAACGAUUUCUCGAUCAGCAUCUCAGAACCUAGAGAAGAAAUUAAAGAUGAACCGAGACUUGAGAUCGAAGGCAAAGCACUUGUCGCAGAGACAGCUCGCGAUGUCUGCCUCGGAAUGAUAACCUUGAAGACCACAUCGUCAUUCUUUAAGAAGCGAGAAGAAUCUGAAGCUACAGUCAACCUGCGGCAGUGUGGCAGUAUCAUGAAACUCUCUAAGGCAGACACGGGAGCAUACGCGGGCAUCGUCACGGACUUGUUUCCAUCACAGUUGCUAGACCGCCCUUCCGUAAAGCUCAGUGCUCUGUUGACUGCCCCAGCAACUCUUCGCGUCCUAUUGUUCAGCGGGAUUGAAGAAGCGGCGGAGAUGGGAGCCCUCUUAUCUACCAAUGACUUUUUCCUUCAACAUCCGUCACCUCGGGAAAUCGAAUAUUUUGAGGUGGACACGGAAUACUUUAACCCACAUUAUCUCGUUACUCCAGGGUCUCGCAUGCCACAAAUGGAAGACCUUGCUAUCGAGUACAACGAAAGCGCAUCAAAGCCGUCUUUUUCCUUGGAUGAGAAGAAGAAAGGACAGUUGAUAGGCGUUUUUGACACCGCAGCUGAUCUUUCUAUUCGACCGACGACCGAUCCAAGCCCAAGGCUCCGGACCAGCCUGAAAGACUAUCAGCUCAAAGCUCUUACGGUUAUGAGCGAAAAGGAGUGUACCAACGUUGAAAGCCCCCAAAGUCCUUCGCUGUGGGUCGCACGCGAUGUAUCUACUGGUGGGAGUAGAGAAUACCGCCACAGAAUUACGGGACAUAGGGUCGAUGUUCCCCCAGUCUGUGCUGGAGGAAUCCUUGCUGAUGAAAUGGGUCUCGGCAAAACCCUCUGCGUACUGUCUCUCAUUUGCUGGUCGCUGGACUUGUUGAGGGACACAGAGGCUCAAGGGAAUGGCUCUGAGCUUUCAACAACAUUGGUUGUUAUACCUAAGAGCAUAAUUCCUAGCUGGCAAGCUCAGAUCAAGAACCACAUUGUGCCGGGUCAGAUACGUGUUGCCCUUUAUUAUGGUACUGGUAGACAAAACCUUGUCAAGGAUUUCCGGAAAAAUGACAUUGUCUUGACAACAUAUCAGACCUUGAGGUCUGAGUGGACUAACAAGGGUCCGUUAUUCACAGCGCAAUGGUUUCGCGUUGUUCUAGAUGAGGGUCAGUAUUGUUAUCUUAACACUUUGUUCAUGCGCUUAACGAAUGCAGCCCACCGUAUCGGUAACAGGUCAACUCAAGUCUUUCAGGCCGCAUGUGAGCUCCAGUCACCGAGGCGCUGGUGUCUCACAGGAACGCCUAUUGUGAAUUCCAUCGAUAACUACGGAGCGUUAUUGGCCUUCAUCAAGAUAGAGCCUCUCGUUACCAAGGCCACAUUCGAUCGUUGGAUAUCCAAUCCAAUUCGAGAUAAGGCCAAAGAAGGUCUCCGAAAGCUCCGGAUUCUAGUUGAAGCGACGUGUCUCCGUCGGACAAAAUCUAGCGUUUCACAAGCACUCCCUCCCCCGACAAUUCGCGAAGAAAAGGUUCAUCUGCGUCCAUAUGACCGCGCUCUUUACGACUUUUUCGAAACUGAAGCCGCCAAGAACGCUCACGAUUCCCCUAAUAACUAUCCCGCUAACCAUUCAGAGAUGGGAAGGGAAAAGAAGAAUAUUCUAUCUCUAAUCAACAAUCUUCGUCGGAUUUGCGAUCACGGAGAGGACCUCUUAUCAGCAUCGGACAUUGAAGCAUGGAGGUCGGAAAACAGUCACGGGACAAGAUUGCAAAUUAGUCAAUUAAGCGACACUGCUACACCCCAGACCAAUUGUAGUAUUGGUCCAAACUACUGCACAAAAAGGACUAAUAGCAAAGCGGAGAGUCUGGGAAUAUCUAUCCAGACCGGUCCAUCGGCUAAAGUGCAAAAGAUGAUUCAGAACAUCGAAGCUGAACAAAUCAAGAAUUUGACAUGCUCGGCCAGUCCACCGGUUAAAAGUGUGGUGUUUAGCUACUGGACUAGCGUGUUAAAUCUUGUCCAAAAUGCUCUCCUACAGGCCGGUUUCUCGUGUGAGAGAAUUGACGGCAAGUGUUCCAUUAAGCGAAGAGAGGAAGCACUGUCUACGUUUACAAACGAUCCUUGCUGUACUGUAAUGCUGGCCACAAUUGGGAGUGGCGGUGAAGGCAUUGAUCUGACCCCGGCUAAUCAUGUGCACCUACUCGAGCCUCAUUGGAACCCCAUGGCCGAAGAGCAAGCGAUUGCACGUGUUCAUCGAACGGGCCAGCAGCGGCACGUCACUGCUACCAAAUAUAUAACUCCAGACUCGAUCGAGGAGUAUGUUCAAAGCAUCCAAGUUGAGAAAACACAGCUUAUUCGGAAUGCAUGGAGUGUCAAUGAUGACUCUAGUAGAACUGCUAUAGACAAUGCGACUUUAAGCAAACUUGAGCAAUGGCUCGUUCAAAGAAUCGAGAGUAAAUGGGCAUUCAGAUGGGAAAUGGGAGCUGCUUAUAUGACAUAA